AUGGCUGUCAUCUGGUCUUUUGUUGUGCAUUCAACUUCGGUGUAAAUUUUUAUUCGCGAAAAAGAAAGAAGUUUCAUUUUUUUUGUCUUUUCACACUAAAAAUUUCCAACUAAAAAUCUAUUUGUUUCGAUAAAAAUGAAACCAUAAACUUUCUUAAAAAUUACUCAAAAUGAAUUCACCCCAAAACACUAUAAAAAGUAUCUCUAAUUGCAUCUGAAUAAAAAAAGUUCAUGGAAAAAAUAAAGAGUAUUACAAAAAUCCCACAACAGAAAUUAUAAAAUAAGAAGACAAAAAUCAUUAAAAUGAAACUAUCGUCGUCGUCUUUGCCGUCUUUAACGUCGUUGUCGUCGAUCUGAAUUAAAGAUAUACAGCCGAAGUAAUUUACCAAUCUGUUAAAAACAGAAGAAGCGCGCAACAAACAACCCAGAAGAUGGAAGCAGAAAUGAAAUAAAUACAAAAGACCACAAACAACGCUAAUCUAAACUAGCAAAUAAACACAAUUCCUCAAACGGCCAUGUCGAAGAAGUGCCAAAUAAGAAAACAAAUCGUACGAGAUCAUAAAACCAAUAUAAUAAUAAACAAUAACACUAAUUUAGAUAAACAAUUUAAUUAUUUUCUAACAUUUAUGCUAGAACCUAUCACCGCCACCUCCAUCGUCGCUGUCGCCGCCGGAACUCAAUUCUCUGCACCAAGCCAUUUAUAGAGAAAAAACAAUCAAAUUAUUCUCCCACAACUUACCACACAAAAGUCUUAAGCAUACCUAAAUAAAUAUAGAUAUUUAUUUUUUCUACCAAUAACUUUUACUAGUCAAAUCCUUUGGAAAAUCUUUUAGCGAAAACAAAAACAAAUCAAUCAAUUUACGAAUCUUCACGACAACGCGACGUGUACUAAGAAGCAAAAAGACACACACACAAAACACGAGACUGAGAUACGAUCUACAUCCACAGCACCAGCAGCAGAUAUCACUCAAUCCCCAACAACACAUUAAACAGCUAAGACAACAAAAUGGGUAACAAGAACUCUUGCUGUGCCUACUCGAGUCCACAGCCCGAGCGGAAAAUCAAAGAAGUUCCUCCGGUGUACGAAGAGCGCCAGCCAGAAAACGAACAAUACACAAACAAUCUCCAGCACAUCUCUGAGCGCGAAGCUCUCGAGGGUGAUCUGGAUCCGUCGGUCGACCCGUCAGCAGCUACAAUGUUCUUAGAACGUUCGAAGGUCGAGAACGGCGGCAUAACUCGAAAGCGCUCGCAGCACCAAAUCGCCCAACAGCAGGGCAGCAUCGGCGGCGGUGGUUUAAAGAAGAGUUCGUCAUGUUCCACAAUAUACCUGGAUGACAGCACAGUUUCCCAGCCAAAUCUCAAGAACACCGUCAAAUGCGUGUCGCUAGCCAUUUAUUUCCACAUCAAGAACCGCGAGUCUUACCGACGACUUGACAUCUUCGAUGAGAAACUCCAUCCACUCACCCACGACACAGUUCCCGAAGACUACGACAUCCACAAUCCGGAGCACCGACAGAUCUACAAGUUCGUUCGAACGCUCUUCAACGCAGCUCAACUGACUGCCGAGUGUGCCAUCAUAACGCUGGUCUAUCUGGAGCGACUACUAACGUACGCCGAGCUCGAUCUUGGGCCCUGCAACUGGAAGCGAAUGGUGUUGGGGGCGAUUUUGCUGGCGAGCAAAGUGUGGGACGACCAAGCCGUGUGGAACGUAGACUACUGCCAAAUUUUAAAAGACAUCACCGUCGAAGACAUGAACGAACUGGAGCGACAGUUCCUCGAGCUGCUGCAGUUCAACAUAAAUGUGCCGUCUUCGGUGUACGCCAAGUAUUACUUUGAUCUGCGUUCUCUGGCCGAAGCCAACGACCUGUCAUUCCCCACAGAGCCACUGUCCAAAGAACGCGCACAAAAGCUUGAAGCGAUGUCGCGAGUGAUGCAAGACAAAGUCACCGCCGAAGCCCUCAAGAAUGGCAUCAAAAAGUGGUCUUCUAUGGAUAACAUAAGUCAAGGUGGUCCGCGACGGAGUGUCGCUAUACUUUCGUGAUUUUACAUCAUCUACUAGAAGUCUCAAGAAGUCAAAGUCAAGCUUUCUACAACAUAAAUUAAUGUCGUCAGGAAAAGCAUUUUUAUUGUGUUUUCUAAUAUUUUAUGCGUAAGCCGCCGAACCUCUUUCAGGGUUCUCUUCUCUUUUUUAUCUCUCUCUCUCUCCAGCACGUAGCGUAGGCAAAUAAAUUAAUUUAAAAGUAAAGUAAAUUAAAAUAUAAAAAAACACAACACCAUCAAAAAACAUAAAAAGAAGUGGUUGUCGAAUUAAAAAAAUAGAGAUUAUCCUAGUUAGCUGUAGGCUUGUAGAAAUUCAAGAAAUAGCAAAAAGAAACUCCAAGAACUCUUGGAAACUAAAGUGGAAGUGAAAGUGAAAGAAGUGGAGGAAGAGGAAGGGUGGACAUUGGAAUAUACGAAUAUUAAGAGAAUUCUACAGAACGACGAAUUUAAUUUGUUUCUUUCUUAAUUUAACUUUGUUUUUUUUUUCUUCUCCAUUGUUUUAAUUUAUUUAAUUAAUUAACAAAAUAUUUGUACAUAAAUUUCACAUUAUACAAGGAUUAUGUUUUAUUCUUGCUUCUAAUCAAGUUUACAUAAAUUUAAGUUUAUAUCCAAAGCUUCGAUUAUUAUAUUUAUAAAUAUAUAUAAAACAAAUUGUAUAAUGUUUUAUUUUUCUUUAAAUUAUGCUUUUGUGUAUUUUAAAACAAACAAGAAAAACAACAACAAAAGAAAUAACCAAUUGCAAUUAUGUAACACGAAAAAAAUAAUAAUAUUUUUAUAUACAUUAAGAGAACGAGAGAAAGUAAGAAAGCAAAAACAAAAGAAAACAGA
This is a messenger RNA of Eupeodes corollae, 2867 nucleotides long. RefSeq names its product cyclin-Y (gene CycY). The coding region runs from base 1006 to 2040 and encodes 344 amino acids. The record is from RefSeq and is a predicted model, not a curated record. The transcript is spliced from 2 exons. NCBI's taxonomy places the organism in Eukaryota, Metazoa, Arthropoda, Insecta, Diptera, Syrphidae. Gene Ontology annotation, cellular component: plasma membrane. Gene Ontology annotation, biological process: regulation of canonical Wnt signaling pathway; regulation of cyclin-dependent protein serine/threonine kinase activity. Gene Ontology annotation, molecular function: protein kinase binding; cyclin-dependent protein serine/threonine kinase activator activity.